Messenger RNA from Chelonoidis abingdonii (Abingdon island giant tortoise), 3177 nucleotides. It is a transcript of the gene ATL3, whose product is annotated as atlastin GTPase 3. Gene Ontology annotation, molecular function: GTPase activity; GTP binding. The record is from RefSeq and is a predicted model, not a curated record. NCBI's taxonomy places the organism in Eukaryota, Metazoa, Chordata, Testudines, Testudinidae.
CUGGCCCCGCGGGGCGGGGUGGUCGUGGUGGAGGCGGCUCCAUGUUGAUCCCUACGCGGUGGCGGCAGCAGCGAACGGUGUCAAGCUGGAGGCGGCCGGUGGGGACACCAUGGGGCGAGGGAAGCCUGGGCCAGUGCAGAUCGUCUUGGUGCACAAAGAAGCCCACUCCUUUGAGCUGGACGAGAAGGCGCUGAGCCGGGUGCUGCUGCAGGAAUCUAUCCGGGACAUGGAUGUGGUGGUGGUGUCGGUAGCUGGAGCCUUCCGGAAAGGGAAAUCUUUCCUGCUGGACUUCAUGCUGCGUUACAUGUACAGUCAGAAGGAAGGUGGCACGUCCAGCUGGCUGGGGCAAGAGGAUGAGCCCCUGAUGGGGUUUUCAUGGCGUGGAGGCUCAGAUCCCGAGACCACCGGAAUUCAGAUCUGGAGUGAGGUGUUCACCGUGGAAAAGCGAGAUGGGAAAAAGGUGGCAGUGGUUCUGAUGGACACCCAGGGCGCCUUCGACAGCCAGUCAACCGUCAAGGACUGUGCCACCAUCUUUGCGCUCAGCACCAUGACCAGCUCCAUCCAGAUCUAUAACCUAUCCCAGAACAUCCAGGAGGACGACCUGCAGCAGCUGCAGCUCUUCACAGAGUACGGGCGCCUAGCCAUGGACGAGAUUUUCCUCAAACCAUUCCAGACCCUGAUGUUCCUGGUUCGGGACUGGAGCUUCCCUUACGAGUACCCGUAUGGCCUGGACGGGGGAAGGAACUUCCUGGAGAAGCGGCUGGAGGUGAAGACCCAUCAGCAUGAGGAGAUCCAGAAUGUCCGCAGGCACAUCCACUCCUGUUUCACCAACGUCAACUGCUUCCUCCUACCACACCCAGGGCUCAAGGUGGCCACUAGCCCCGGCUUUGAUGGGCGACUAAAAGACAUUGCUCCCGAGUUCAAGGAGCAACUCCAGCAGCUCAUCCCAAUUGUUCUGGACCCUCACCAGCUGUUGGAGAAGGAGAUCAAUGGUUCCAAGGUCACCUGCCGAGGCCUGCUGGAAUAUUUUAAGGCGUAUAUCAAGAUCUACCAAGGAGAGGACCUGCCUCACCCCAAAUCCAUGCUCCAGGCCACCGCCGAAGCCAAUAACUUAGCAGCUGUGGCCUCUGCCAAGGACAUGUAUUACAACAAGAUGGAGCAGAUGUGCGGAGGCGAUAAACCCUACAUCUCCCCGGAGAUCUUGGAGGAGAAGCACCAGCAGCACCGUGCGUCGGCCCUGGAGCACUUCCAGAAGAUCAAGAAGAUGGGGGGGAAGGAGUUCAGCCAGCGCUACGAGGUGGAGCUGGAGAAGGAGAUAGGCGAGCUCUUUGAGCACUUUGCCAAGCACAACAAGAGCAAGAAUAUCUUCAGCACCUUCCGCACGCCGGCCGUCAUCUUCAGCGCUAUCGUGGCCCUCUACCUGGGCUCAGGCCUCACCGGCUUCCUGGGGCUGGAUGUGGCUGCCCAGCUCUGCAACUGCGUGGUAGGGCUGCUGCUGAUUGCCCUGCUGGCCUGGGGCUACAUCCGUUACUCAGGCCAGUACCGGGACCUGGGUGUGGUCAUCGACACUACCGCCGACUUCGUCUUGGAGCAGGCCACUUCCCGCAUGGGCAACACCACUCGGGCUGCUGUAGCUGACACAUCAGGUGCAAGGGCUCCGCCUGACAAGAAAACCCAGUGAAGCUUUCGUGCCAAGGCUGAGUUGGGGCUUUGCAAAGUCCGGUGCUCCUGCUGCAGCUGCUGCUGGCUGAGAGUGACUCCAGGCCCGCAGAUCUCGACUCCUCUCUUCUUUCAUUCCUGUUCCUUUCCCCCUUCAGCUUUCCUUCGCUUCCCCCCUUCUUCUUUUGUUUUGGUUUUUUUUUGCACUUUAAAAAAAAAAAAAACGACCAACUGCAGCUUUAACCUCCUACCUGUGCCGGCCAGUGCCUUGUCACCGGGAUGGGGCACCCUCCCCACCGGACUCACAUUCCUGCUCCUGGGAGCGGCCCCUGGACUGGAGACCACAUCUGGAUCCCGGCUCCUUAAUGGUUAUUUCUCAUCGCAUGGGAUGGGCUCUCCUUCAGCAGGGGGCACGGGCAGGUGCUGUUGUACAAUGCCAGGCUCCCCCCUCACUUCCUGCUCCGACCUGGGAGGUGCAGAUGCUUUAGUGUCUUCCUUCCAGCCCAGCGAAAGGGAUGGGUCCUCAAGGCCUGAGCAGAGUAACCGUCACUGUUCCUCAUUUCCCUUCCCCGCCCCUUGUGCCUUGGUAGAACUGAACCGUGUCGUUGGGUCUCAUGGAGAAGAGGGGAACCUCCCUCAACCAGCUGCUGCCUUAGGGUGUGGUGGGAAUGGUACCAAAAAAUACAGACACCCCCCCACCCUUCCCUGUGCCAGAGAGAGCCUUCAGCCCACAGCAUGCUGCCCAGCCCUAGCUAACAUUGGCCAAGGGCCAGCGAGCCCCAUGGCUUGAUUCUGGCGCUGUGCUACCAGCCAGCCUGGACUCCCUAGGCAGGGCCAACACUGCUUCUAGAAGUGGGACCCACCCGUGGGCCCCUGCCUGCAUUUAGAGAGACUCCUAGCCUGUGUCUAUGGUGUGGACCAACGUGGUCUAUUCAAUCUCCAGCCACACUUUCCCCCGUCCAGGGUUAACACCCCUCACCACCACUGCUGCUUUCGGCUUUGGGGCAAAAUAGGGCUCUUCGCUCGUGGGAGAUAUGCCCAGGGGCUCCUUUGUGCUGACAAACCCAGUCCUAACCGGCAGCUAUGUGCUGUGGCUCAGUCCUGUGUGGGGUACCAGUUAAAAUGUAGUCCUGCCCACGUGGGGGGAUGCCCCACUUAGCGCCACGCGGGAGCUCCCUUUGCUGAGUGACCAAUCGUCUUAGCCCUUUUGAGUAGGGAGCUUUUGCCAUUGGGGCAUCACACUGGAAAAUUCUUAGCCUCUUAUUGGAUUGUCUGGUUUCCCCUUGCCAGGACCUCCAACACCAUUUGUCAGCCAAGCAGGUCAUGGCCUCCCCUCUCCACUGGUAUCUGGCUAGGGUCAGUUGGGCAGUGCCAGGAUCUGUGAUCCGAACCAGGGGACCAGAUGCCACCUAUUCCCUGCCCAGUCUGACCACAGCCCCUCUACCCACCCCAGCCCUGAAGCACUCACACAUUCCCGCUCUUGUAAAGCACAAGAAUAAAGCUCAUUCCAUUUCGUGA